Molecule: messenger RNA, 890 nt
Organism: Medicago truncatula (barrel medic)
Lineage: Eukaryota; Viridiplantae; Streptophyta; Magnoliopsida; Fabales; Fabaceae
Product: heme-binding protein 2
Exons: 1
Coding region: 68-712 (214 amino acids)
Source: RefSeq, a predicted model, not a curated record
AUUGAAACCAAAGCAAAAAAACACAAUAAAAGGAAGAGGAGGAGAAAGAAAAAGGGAAGAGAGUAAAAUGGAAAAAACAUGGAUAGCAGCGAUGUGUUUGAUCAUGGCUAUGAUCCGCAACACAACCGCGACCGAAUCCCCACAGUACACCGUCGUCCACACUGAAUCCGAUUUCGAAAUCAGACUCUACCGAACCUCCGUCUGGAUGUCCGCACCCGCCGUCAACCUCAUCUCCUUCGAAAAAGCCACACGAAACGGUUUCCACAGACUCUUCCAGUUCAUCCAAGGCGCUAAUCUCAAUUUCUCUCGAAUUCCAAUGACUACACCAGUAUUAACAACCACAGUCCCUGGAACCGGUCCUCUUGAAUCACAAGGAUAUUACGUUAGUUUCUAUUUACCGACGAAGUUUCAGGAGAAUCCACCGCUUCCGUUACCGGAAUUGAAUAUUAAGAGCUAUGGUUUUGAGAGUCAUUGUGUUGCGGUGAGAGGAUUUUCGGGGUUUGCAAAGGAUGAGAAGGUUGUUAAGGAAGCGGAGAAGCUGGAUUUGAGUUUGAGUAGGUGGGGUGGUGAGAGUGAGGUGAAGAGAAAAGGUGGGUAUUCGAUUGCACAGUAUAAUGGUCCUUUUAGGAUUGCUAAGAGGAGGAAUGAGGUUUGGGUUGAUGUUCAUGCUCCUCAAUUAGGAUGUCCAGAUGCUGGUGUUGCUGCAUAUUGAUCAUAAAUGAUUGUAUCAUUAUGUUUAUAUUUACUUUUAUUUAUAUCAUUAUGUAUGUGUAUAUUGUGAAAAUAUACAUGAUCCAUUGACUUGUGUGUAUUUAUGUAUGUAUGUCAAAAAAGAUAUGAACCUCAUCUUGAAAAGUUAUCAAAUUCAUUAUCUUGAAAUCUACCCAAAA